GGGGGAAAGCGUGCGCCCUCUUUUCACAAGCUACGAAACGUUAGCAAGUCGCCCUUGCUAUCGUACAGCAUCACGGAUAAAUCAAACAUGGCGAUUCAGUCGCUGUUUACGGUCAAAUCGUACGGAUCGUAGUGUGAUAGUAGAAAGACUGCUGUGCAUAAGAUAGUGCUUUUAACGGUGAUGAGUAUUUGUGGCAACGGAAAUCGACUGAUUUUGUUAAAUAUAACAAAUAUGGAGGAUCAGAAUUUAGAAAAAACGACCAAUGCUACUGAAGAUAUUGGAGUACAUGAUACGAAGGGCGUAACAGAGGUAACGCCUGCGACGUCAUCACUUCUAUCUCCCAAGCAAGUGUCGCGAUCUAGCGGCGAAAAUGUCGCUAGUCAGCCAUGUUACAACGUUAAAGAUUGGCCUAAAUCUUUGCUUGAAAAAUCUUGUAAAUUUGAAAGUGGCAGUGGCGGUAGCGCAGAACAAGAUGUUGGAUUACAAGAGGAUGGAUUAGAUAUAAUAACGAAGAAAAAGAAGACUCGUAGAGGAAAAUCCAAGUAUAGAAGAUUAAAAUCGCAUUAUCAAAAAUUAUCCUAUUUCAAAUCAAAACCACCACCAUGUUGCAAAUCAUUUGGAAAAGUUUUACAAUUUUGUAGACAAAUUCGUGCGCCAUACAAUACAACACAAUUUCUAAUGAAUGAUCACAGCGAUUUACCUGAUAUUGAUCAAAAAUUAAACAUAGCAACAUCUACAGACUUAGGAAUAACUACUGCUACUACUACUACUACUACUACUACAACAACUACUACUACUACUAGUACUACUUUUCAGAAACCUCAAGCACCAACAAUUCGUACUAGGGAUUCCAGUUUUAGCGUUGAUUCUGACGAAGAUUACUUUUUUUCAUCGCCAGAGGACGAGGAAGAAUUUUUAUCGAAAAAUUUCUGUAGCGCUUACGAAGACCUUCACGCGGAAAGACUGAGCACAUUGAGCAAAGCAGAAUUAUUAGCAGAAUAUUUACAAUUAGAGGCCAAAGUAGACUUACUCUCUAAAAGAUUACGCGUUAAAAAUAUCAAUAAUCAGACGGAAGACAAAGAUAAUAAGGAUAAUAAAUGUGUUACUGAAGCAAAUGUUACAGAAAUGGAUGUAACGAAACAAUUAGAUCUAUUUCAACAGCGCAUCAAUGAAUUAAUCAAACAAAAUGAAGAAUUAAAAAAAGAUAAUGAAGCAUUAAGGGCACAAAGGAAUGAUGAUAGCUCUCUAUCUAGCAUAGACAGUGAAAGCGAUAGUGAUAGUACAAGUAUUGGAAAUCAUAGUGUAUGUGGUUCAAUUAAGAAUCCAGAUUCUUCUCCAGAACGAGUUACGUGCUGUAAAAGUAAAUAUUGUAGUAGUAAAAGAAGUAGCGUCGAUUGUAUUUUUGAGCCUAAGAAAAAUUGCUGUCAUCAUGAUCUUUGUCAUUUUAAAACAUUGUCUUCAAGGCUUCUUAGAAAAAAAUGUGUUCUUUUGAAUAAAAUGAAAGGCCUACCGAUUUAAAUUUUCUUUGUUGCUGAGACAG
Polistes dominula (European paper wasp) is the source of this 1540-nucleotide messenger RNA. RefSeq lists its product as uncharacterized. The record is from RefSeq and is a predicted model, not a curated record. Lineage: Eukaryota; Metazoa; Arthropoda; Insecta; Hymenoptera; Vespidae. Gene Ontology annotation, biological process: negative regulation of transcription by RNA polymerase II; negative regulation of cyclin-dependent protein serine/threonine kinase activity. Gene Ontology annotation, molecular function: 7SK snRNA binding; cyclin-dependent protein serine/threonine kinase inhibitor activity. Gene Ontology annotation, cellular component: nucleus; cytoplasm; nucleoplasm.